AUGGCCCUGGGGGAGAUCGCCAACCCUUCCUCCCCUCCUGCUGCAUCCAUCAGAGCGGGGCUGCAGCCCCGGGCAGGCGCUCCCUGCUCCCUCGGCCUGGGUGCUGGGUACCAGGAAAGCAAUAAUCAUAGUAAUAAUAAUAAGCUCUCCCCGCGGCUGCCAAAGCCCUGGAAGCCGCAGCUGUUCGAGCGGCAGUUCUACAGCGAGAUCCUGGACGCCACGCUCACCAUCACGGUCACCAUGCGGACCCUGGACCUCAUCGACGAGGCUUAUGGGUUCGACUUCUACAUCCUGAAGACCCCAAAAGCCGACAUGUGCUCCAAGCUGGGGAUGGACCUGAAGCGGACGAUGCUGCUGCGGCUGGCGCGGCGCGACCCCAGGCUGCACCCCGAUGAUCCAGCCAGGAGAGAGGCCAUCUAUAACAAGUACCAGGAAUUUGUGAUCCCAGAAGAGGAAGCUGAGUGGGUUGGCUUGAGUUUAGAGGAAGCAAUAGAAAAACAGAGGCUCCUAGAAAAAAAGGACCCUGUCCCACUCUUUAAGGUGUAUGCUGAAGAGCUUGUCAGCCAGCUGAAGGAACAGGCUCUGCAGAAGCAGUAG
This is a messenger RNA of Chaetura pelagica (chimney swift), 597 nucleotides long. RefSeq names its product mitochondrial ribosomal protein L28 (gene MRPL28). The record is from RefSeq and is a predicted model, not a curated record. The transcript has 6 exons. Lineage: Eukaryota; Metazoa; Chordata; Aves; Apodiformes; Apodidae. Gene Ontology annotation, cellular component: mitochondrial large ribosomal subunit. Gene Ontology annotation, molecular function: structural constituent of ribosome. Bases 1 to 597 code for a protein of 198 amino acids.